Molecule: messenger RNA, 1233 nt
Organism: Rotaria sp. Silwood2
Lineage: Eukaryota; Metazoa; Rotifera; Eurotatoria; Philodinida; Philodinidae
Source: the annotation of a GenBank genome assembly
AUGACACCCCUCGAUUGGUCAAAUGUGUCGAAAACUGGAACAUUUAUUCAACAUACAUUCGGUGCAUUGCCAUUAAUUGGCUCAUUGAAUGAUGCCGGUGUCUUAUCAGUCACUUCAAAAAGUUCAAGUUCAAAAUCAUGUACAUUACCAUCGUUAACGUCGACGAAACAUUCUCGAUUAUCUACACCAUCACUUUCUUCAAGUGAUGGAAAAGGUAAACGUCCAUUGUCAUUUUCUCCAAUGUCUGAUAAUUUAUUAAUACAUACACAACAACAAUCAAUGGAAGUGAAUUUUAUUUCAACUGUUCAACGUUCGGAUUAUCUACCAUCUCGAAUUCUUGCUCCAUUAAUUGAACCCAAUGAAAAUCAAUGUCAAUGGUUGGGUUGUGAUCUUUUAUUUUCAACACCAAUGCAAUUAACAGAACAUAUUCGAUCUGUUCAUAUUAAUCGAACUGAUUCUCGUACAUGGUUAUGCCAAUGGCAAUCAUGUACACGUAGUCGAAUACCAUUUAAAUCACUUUAUUCAUUAUAUCUUCACUUACGAACACAUACACAAGAUCGACCAUAUCAAUGUUCACAUAUUGGCUGUACAAAAACAUUUACACGUGCAGAAUAUUUACGUUUACAUGAGCGUUCACAUACAGGUGAAAAACCAUAUCCAUGUGAAUAUGCUGAUUGUUCAAAAGCAUUCAGUAAUCCAUCCGAUCGAACCAAACAUAUUAAACGAACACAUUUAAAUAAAAAAGAAUACAUAUGUCAAAUUCAAGGUUGUGGUAAAUCUUAUACAGAUCCAAGUUCAUUAAGAAAACAUGUUAAAAAUAUUCAUGGAGAAGAUGCAUUUCGACAAAAGAAACAUAAACGUACAGAUAAUAAUAAUGAUAAACAAUUUGAUGAAACAAAGAAAAACAUUUCGAAUACAAUAUUAAUUUCAAAUUUAAAUUAUCCAAGUGGAUUAAACAAUAAUCAAUCGAAUACUCUUAUUGAAAAUAAUAAUAACGAUGAUGAUGAUGAAGAUGUUAUUGUUGAUCAAGGAGUUUUAUUAAAUGUCGAUAUACUGGGAGAUAAUUUGGGAGAAUUAUCAGUCAGCGCUACAACUGCUUUACCAGUUCAUCGGGCACCAAUGACAAAUUCUUUAAAACAAAUUGCAAAAAAAGCUGUUCUACCAGCUAUACAUAUCACAGGAGUUUGUGAAACAGAUGGAGAUGAAACAUCAUCAAAUAAAGGUGUGAUUUAG